Messenger RNA from Tripterygium wilfordii, 1068 nucleotides. RefSeq lists its product as uncharacterized. Bases 1 to 1068 code for a protein of 355 amino acids. Lineage: Eukaryota; Viridiplantae; Streptophyta; Magnoliopsida; Celastrales; Celastraceae. The record is from RefSeq and is a predicted model, not a curated record. The transcript is spliced from 2 exons.
AUGGUGCGUUUCGACGAGCUUCUAUGGGAUGUUGUUCAAGAAAUUUCCAAAAAGCUCACAUUCUUGCAAGAUUACAUCUAUCUCCGGGCGACAUGUCGUCAUUUCUACACCUCCAUUCCCCCAACCCCUAGGCACCUACCUCUGCAGCUACCAUGGCUUUUCUACCCUUCUCGCCAACAAAAUCGCAGAUUCUUCAACUUCUCUACCCACAAGUUUCACCACCUCAGCUUCCCCAAUCCCUCCUAUCACCAGAGGGAAUAUGGCUCUUCAAAAGGUUGGCUCAUCAUUCUCGACAAAAAAAGCCUGGAAAUUGUUCUAAUCAAUCCUCUCAAGGGACUCGAACAAGAAAAGGUCCACUUGCCUGCACUGACCUCUUUUCCUAAUGUGAUAGGCUUCAAUUUGUCAAGAACUGGGCGUGAGUUUGAGGUUGCGGUGAGUAACGAAAGAGGUCGAAGUAACUUCUUAGGUUUAAAAACAAUGAGAGAUAGAUUUAUAAAGAAGAUCAUAAUAUCAUCAACUCCAUUGAAGGACGCUGGUUUUGUCGCUGUUGCGCUGCUUCGAUAUCAUGGUGAGAUCAUGGUCUGCAAUUUGAAGAGUGACCCACCAACAGUUUCAAUUAUCAAAAUGCGAGGAAUACCAAGUGAGGUUAUUCUGUGUGCUGAAAUGUACUUGGUGGGUUCAGAGGAUGAGUUGUUCUUGGUUCUGCGGCAUUUAGACAAUCGUUAUUAUUAUGAUUGCACCCUAUCAGGCAGAACAAGAAGGUUUGAUGCUUUCAGGAUUGAUCGGAGCGAGCAGUUGGCACGGUGGAUUGCCGUCACGGAUGUGGGAGAGCGGGCUCUCUUUGUGGGACAAAAUGAAUCAGUGUGCUUCAUGGCAUCAGAAUAUAGGGGAUGUAUGGGAAACUGUAUAUAUUUUACCAGUAAUGUUGAUACAAUGCCAUUUAAUGACCAUUUAGGAGAAUAUGAUACAGGGAUCUACAAGUUAUCAGAUGGAACGAUUGAGUCAUUACCUCCUUGUCCGCGCAAUCUGCGGCCUCCACCGAUCUGGGUUACACCGAAUCCAUACUAA